This is a messenger RNA of Sphaeramia orbicularis (orbiculate cardinalfish), 3157 nucleotides long. RefSeq names its product GRAM domain containing 2Aa (gene gramd2aa). The transcript is spliced from 12 exons. Gene Ontology annotation, cellular component: endoplasmic reticulum membrane; organelle membrane contact site. The record is from RefSeq and is a predicted model, not a curated record. Bases 186 to 1523 code for a protein of 445 amino acids. Lineage: Eukaryota; Metazoa; Chordata; Actinopteri; Kurtiformes; Apogonidae. Gene Ontology annotation, molecular function: phosphatidylinositol-4,5-bisphosphate binding. Gene Ontology annotation, biological process: regulation of store-operated calcium entry.
UUGGCUGGUGAAGAGAUUCAAAGAGAAGGAGGGGUUAAGACAGCAAUGUGCUGAGCCAAUGGCUUUUCCACAGAGCAGCUGUCUGGCAUCAGGACAGGACAGGCCGCUCACAGGAAGGAUACCUUGAGGACAGCUCUUCUCUACUUGCUGUAUUGAACAUCGACGGCGACUUCCAGGAGGUGUUCAUGGGAUGCACUAUCUACGCAGCCAGCCCUAAGGCCCUGCCCGCCGACGAGGCCCAAGGCCAGGACAGAUACUACCCACUCCCCCACUGCCGUCACCUUCAUGGUAACUGCAGCCAGAGGAUAGCAGCCAGCAGAGCAAGGGCCAAGAGCAUGACCGAGCAGCAGGAGCAGAGUGAAGACACAGGCCUGCUCCCAACACAGGACCUGGACCCCUCCAAAGAGGACAACGCACACGGCAACUUCAGGUUUCACCUGAUUGAAGACCUUUCAUAUGAGGAUGUGAAGAAAUGUUACAGAGGCUCGGGGAUACAGUGUGUGUCUUGCAGCAGUUUGCUCCAGGCCCUGGAUGUGCGCGAGUGUGUUUGUGUGUAUGGUGCCAAUGUGCUGAGCCUGGUGCAGAGCUCGCGGCCUUUGAGGGAGAGGUUGGUGUCUGCGGCGUGCGGAGCAGGCGUGGCUGCUGGCGGUGGCGAAGCAGCCAGUGCUGCCGGUCCUGUGCAGGCAGGACGGUCUGCCAAGGAGCUGCUCAUGACUCUGCCAUGUCCCUCUGCACAGACUGUCAGCAAGUACAACUCGCAGUACCACAAACUCUUCCAAUGUGUUCCCAAGGACGAGAUCCUCAUGAAAGUGUACUCCUGUGCUCUUCUCAGAGACAUUCUGCUCCAAGGCCGACUCUACAUUUCUCGACACUGGUUGUGUUUCUAUGCUAACCUCUUCGGCAAGGACAUCAAGGUGGCUAUUCCUGUUGUUUCUGUGAGGCUGGUAAAGAAGCACAAGACAGCAGGCCUGGUACCCAAUGGCUUGGCUAUCACCACAGACACCGGUCAAAAGUAUGUGUUUGUGUCUCUGCUUUCAAGAGACAGUGUAUACGACGUCCUCCGCAGGAUCUGCACACACCUACAGGUCAAUGGGAAGAGUCUGAGCUUGAAGCAGUUCAUGGAGGAGCCCACCUUGUCCCUGGAUGAUUUCCCAACUCCAGACGAGUUCCCGGUGGUCGACGAGUUUCCAUCAGUGUUAAAGUGGAGAAGGAAACCGUCCAUGGUGUCCGUGUCCUCCUCCCUCCCUGACCUCCUGGGUAACUCCACUAGCAGUCUGAGUGCUGUGGACACACCCUUCAAACCGGAACCGCUGCUUGAAGAACGAGCACUGCAGACAGAUCGAGGUCUUUUAUCAGAGCCGGUGGCAGAGCUGGGCCAGAUGGAAUACCAGCUGCUCAAGUUCUUCACCCUGCUGAUCAUCCUCCUCAUCCUGUCAUCAUGCUACCUGGCUUUCCGGGUCUGCAGUCUGGAGCAGCAGCUGUCCUUCCUGAGUAACCCUACCCUGCCACUCAGAGAGAGGUAGCUGUUGCUGUCACCUCCCACCCCUUCCACCCUUCCCACCGGCUGCUGUCUAUCCUCACUGAUGUUUGGAGUCGACUUCUGCACCGAUCCAGGACCAGCUUGUAACCCAGAGCAGGUCUAUCUGAACCUGCAGCAGCUGCAGCGUCACCCUAACUACAGGCGUCCUCUGGGCCGUCCCGCCACCAGAUGAGCCCCUCCUUAGUGAUCACUUCCAGACUAUGCGAACAGACUAUUUAUUUGUAGGUUACGAUGGUCUAAUCGCUAUCCGUGACAUUUCAUUUUCAGAGUGACCUCAGACAGCAAGCAGCUGUCGAUGAAGGCUGAAGGUGAGGUCAGAGUUUAUUCUUGAUUCUUGAGAUGAAUUACUUGAAAAGACUGAGCAUAAAACGUGGAGUUGUGGGCUGAGCUGCUGAAACUCAUCCAUGUCACGUUUAUGUGUGGAGUUUUUAACAUGCAGAUUUGGCCCACAUCAGAAACAUUUGCUGCAAUGAUGCACUUUUUAAAAAUGCAUCCUAUUUCUUCAGAUGUCUGUCACAGUUUUACACAUUUAGAUCAUUUUUUUCUCUGUAAUCAGUAUGUGUUAUUAUCAUUAAGGUAUUUAUGAACGAAAAUAAUCCAACGGCCACAGAAACUUGACUGAUUGUUGUUACCUAUUAUUUUAUUGUGACCUGGUAGCACCUGUAUUGGAUAUAAUGUGAAUGAAAUGGUUAGAGACAAGUCCAAUUCUGUUUUAGUUGAACUAAUUUAGCUUUUUUUGUCUGACACUUGUGUUUUUCUUUUAUUCUUUUGAAAAGAAGUCACCAAAGACUUAAAACUGAUUCAAUGCAGUAAGAAAAAAAAAAAAAAAAAAAAAAAAAAAAAUCAAACCUUGCUGUAAAAAUUAGAGCCACAAAGUCACAUCUAAUGUGACCGAGUAGAUUUAAAGUUCCACAGCACUUAAAACAUGUGUUGUAUGACUAUUUUUUAAAUUCUUUAUUUAGAUUUAACUUAUUUAGAUUUACAACUUUUAGUUAUCAAAAUUUAAGGAGACACUAAAUGCAAUGUAUUUGAAUAAAUGAAGUGAACCAAAACUUAGUGAAUAAGAAGAGCAACAUUUACGCAACAAAAUGGGCUAAAGAUAGUUUAAAAAAAUAUUCAGGUGAAUAGAAUGUAUUUAAGUUGUAUCUACUUUAUGACAAAAAAAGAAAAAUGCAAAAUUCCAAAUCAUUGACACUGGUUUCUUUUUCGGUUUAGUUUUCUACUUUAUAACUUCAUACAGUUCAGUGUUACCCGUACCCUAAUUUCAGCCUAUUUUAAGUAAAUGAUGCCUUUUUGUUCAGUUCUCUUUUUUCAUACAUUUUUAUUUAGUGUCUUCAAAUAUUUUUAUAACUAAACACUUGUUUGUAUAGAACUACAAAUUACUGAAAAAUUACAGUUUAAAAUAAAUUACAUCAAAUAACUUCCUUGAAAUAUUUGAAAUAGACUAAAUCUAACAGAUUUAAAAUACAUUUGAAAUGUUUUAUAACUUUAAAUCUGCUCUAUACUAUUACGUUUCUUUGUUGCCAUAUUUUUUGUACAGUGUACAUUUUAUUUAAGUGAUUUUUCUGAAUUAAUUAGUAGUUUGUGAACUUCCUAUUCAUUAAAUAGACACAAAAU